This is a messenger RNA of Cyprinodon tularosa, 2484 nucleotides long. RefSeq names its product regulator of G-protein signaling 6-like. The record is from RefSeq and is a predicted model, not a curated record. NCBI's taxonomy places the organism in Eukaryota, Metazoa, Chordata, Actinopteri, Cyprinodontiformes, Cyprinodontidae. The transcript has 17 exons. The coding region runs from base 404 to 1885 and encodes 493 amino acids. Gene Ontology annotation, biological process: regulation of G protein-coupled receptor signaling pathway; G protein-coupled receptor signaling pathway; intracellular signal transduction.
CACUCACUCUUAUGCUCUUGCUUGCUCGGUCUCUGGCACAUGCAGACCGAGGGAGGGGAGGGAAUGAACAAGGUGCACACAUGUGAGGAUCUCCUCAACUGCCAGAGCGAGGCAGGACUGGCAACGACAGAAGAAGAAGGGGAGGAGGAGGUCUACAGGAAUACUGCAGUGGCCAUCCAGCUUCCUUUUCUUCUGAGUUCUCACUCUCCAUCUCUCCCUGCUUCACUGCUUUCGUCCCCCACCCCCGGCCCCGUCAUCUUCAUCCAGUCUUCCCUGCUGCCAGCCACACCAUGAAGCCGCCUGCUGUUUGUUGCUAAGGGGGCAGCGGACCAGGGGAGCAGAGGGAACCAGACGAUAUACAUUUUUUUUUUGUCUUUUUUUUUCUCUCCAGGCCUUACUGAAAAUGGCAGAGGGGUCCAAAGAACAAGGAGGGACUGGCCCCAUAGAACCAGAGGAAGAUUCUCCAAACAUGAUUGUCUACAGAAAGAUGGAAGACAUCGUUACACGAAUACAAGAUGAGAAAGCAGGAGGGGUUGCCAUCCGAACUGUUAAAAGCUUCCUCUCCAAGAUCCCGAGUGUGGUAUCAGGGGCGGACAUAGUUCAGUGGCUGAUGAAAAACCUCUCCAUUGAGGAUCCAGCUGAAGCCAUCCACCUCGGUAGUCUGAUUGCAGCUCAUGGCUACAUCUUUCCCAUCUCUGACCAUGUCCUGACUCUGAAGGAUGAUGGAACUCUUUACCGCUUUCAGUCUCCAUACUUUUGGCCUUCAAACUGCUGGGAACCUGAGAACACAGAUUACGCCAUUUACCUGUGCAAGCGCACCAUGCAGAAUAAAGCCAGGCUCGAGCUCGCUGACUAUGAAGCAGAGAACCUGGCUCGGCUGCAGAGGGCUUUUGCCCGGAAGUGGGAAUUCAUCUUCAUGCAAGCUGAGGCUCAAGUCAAGAUCGACAGAAAGAAAGACAAAGCAGAGAGGAAGAUCCUUGACAGCCAAGAGAGGGCGUUCUGGGACGUUCAUCGACCUGUGCCAGGCUGUGUCAACACCACCGAAAUGGACAUCCGGAAGUGUCGGAGAGAGAAGAACCCACACAGGGUGAAAAAGUCAGUCUACGGGGUGCCAGAUGACGGCCAGAGCCAACCAAGUCCAGUCCAUAUCAGCUCCCAGCCGAACAGGAAGCCCACCAAAGAGGAUGUUCAGAAGGAGAUAACCUUUUUGAACAUCCAGCUGGACAGACAUUGUAUGAAGGUUUCCAAAGUGGCCGACAGCCUGAUGACGUACACGGAACAGUUUGUGGAAUACGACCCCUUUGUGUCUGGUGCGGAACCCUCAAACCCCUGGAUUAGUGACGACACCACCUUAUGGGACCUGGAGGCAAGCAGGGAUCCCAGUCAGCAGCGAGUGAAGAAGUGGGGCUUUUCCCUGGAGGAGGCUCUGAAGGACCCUGCGGGGCGUGACCAGUUCCUGAAGUUCCUGGAAUCAGAGUUCAGCUCCGAGAAUCUGCGAUUCUGGUUAGCUGUGCAGGAUCUGAAGCGAAGGCCGCUCCAGGAGGUGUCCACCAGGGCUCAGGAGAUCUGGCAGGAGUUUUUGGCCGAAGGAGCUCCAAGCUCCAUCAACCUGGACUCUCACAGCUAUGAGCGGACCAGCCAGAACCUCAAAGACCCUGGGCGAUACAGUUAUGAAGAUGCUCAGGAGCACAUAUUCAAGCUGAUGAAAAGUGACAGCUAUGCACGCUUUUUGCGAUCCAACAUCUACCAAGACCUCCUCCUGGCCAGAAAGAAACAGCCAGCAGACACAGAGCAGGGCCGUCGCACCUCCUUGGAGAAGUUCACCCGCAGCGUGGGGAAGUCUUUGACGGGGAAGCGUCUGACGGGCCUUAUGCAGUCGUCCUGACAGAGCCUGUCAGUGAGAGCUACAACCAGUCCCUGCUGGAGGGAUGACAUCCACACGGGGGCCGGGGUAGGGCUGCAAACAUGGUUCUUGGACACUGCUUCCAGGUUUGCUGGUGUCCUGCUGGUGCAUUGCUGGGCAGAAUGGGCCGAACCACCCAAACAGAACCACUGAUGAAGAGGCCGACGCCUGGAGGAGGAUUCCUAGCUAACGGAUGACGUGGCAUGUGGUGUAAACGAUAAGCACAUCCAAACUUAUGCUGCCCUAUCUUCAUCACUUAGAGGGCAAAAGGUUGUCAGGCAUGACUUGGUUUAUUGAUUUUAUUUUAAUGUUUCUUAUUUUAUAUUUGCCACAACACUUUGGGGCCAUAAAUAUUAAAUGGAGGUGUGCAUCUGUUCUCACAAGGCAGUCAGCAAUAAAAACAAACCCAGCUUCUUUUGAUAUUCUUUAAACUGUUUUCAUAUAUAUUGAAGUGCGUAACAUGCCGGCUGAAGGGUAAGAAAAGAUAGGUGAUUAUUAAAAAACACCCCACCCCCUCCCUAUUUUCGAAAAAAAAAAAGAUUUUUUAAUCUUCAUUACAUUCCAAAAUCCCACAUAAGGGC